Molecule: messenger RNA, 1284 nt
Organism: Nicrophorus vespilloides
Lineage: Eukaryota; Metazoa; Arthropoda; Insecta; Coleoptera; Silphidae
Product: fork head domain-containing protein FD5-like
Exons: 2
Coding region: 241-1284 (347 amino acids)
Biological process (GO): cell differentiation; regulation of transcription by RNA polymerase II; anatomical structure morphogenesis
Molecular function (GO): DNA-binding transcription factor activity, RNA polymerase II-specific; RNA polymerase II cis-regulatory region sequence-specific DNA binding
Source: RefSeq, a predicted model, not a curated record
AAACCGAUUUUCGGUGUUAUCCCCCUCAGAUAAACCGAUUUGUUAAGUCAACUACAAAGCAUUGCCGACAAUACGCUACCACCGCACCGCACGAUCCAACGGAGAGAGAUCCUAUUGCUGACGAUGAGUGGCGACAUGUGAGUUGUAGUAGUCCUAAAGGAAAAGAAGAUUUGAAUACGGAUAAUGUCAUCUCGAUGGAAGAGCUGGAGGAGAUAGAGGAGCUGCACCGCAAAAUCAGAUAUGCCGCGGCCGUCGCGAGAGACGUACGGAGACCAGAAGCCGCCCUACUCGUACAUCUCCUUGACGGCCAUGGCCAUUUGGAGUUCGCCGGAGAAGAUGUUGCCGUUGUCGGAAAUCUACCGCUUCAUUACUGAUCGUUUUCCGUACUAUCGUCGCAACACGCAGAGAUGGCAGAACUCCUUAAGGCACAACCUGUCGUUUAACGAUUGCUUCAUCAAAAUACCUAGGAGACCCGAUAGACCCGGGAAAGGCGCGUUCUGGGCACUGCACCCUUCGGCUUUAGAUAUGUUUGAGAAUGGUAGCUUCCUGAGGAGGAGGAAGAGAUUCAAACUACCCAAGCACGUGCACGAAGAGCUGGACAGCUUGAGCAAGCUGCAGAAUAGCAAUUUCGGUGCGCCCAUCACAGGACCUAGUUCGUCCAGCUGCUUACCGCGAGUUCCUCCAACAGCUUGUCCCAUGACCGUCGGUAUGACUCUACCAAUAGCGCCAAUAACCCAAUCAAGCACGACUCCCAUCAAGUCAUUCAGCAUAGACAGCAUCAUACAAUCGGACAAUAAGCCCGCGACUAGUCCAGUACAUCCGCCGCCUCCAAUACCAGCUUGCAAUUUGCAGCUACCGAGGUUGCCGUGGACCAGCGUACUGCCCACGGCGACGACCACCAGGUUAGAGGAGAUGAAUAGGGAUGAGUUCAUCGCUGCCCAGCAGGCCGCCCUCUUUGAGUAUGCCGCAGCUCUGAUGUCGAUGAAUAGUGCUAGUGCAGCCACGUUGAACCCUGGUGUAGGUGUGAUCAAGCCGCACCCGAUAGUGCCCAGUGUUCUGUUCCCCGGGUCAUACCACCCCGUGCCAAUCCCCGUGCAAUACACCCUGCCAAUGUCCAGUCCCGUGCAUUCUGGAUCCGGCGGAACCCUGGACUUCGAGACUGACCGUGAGUGUGAUAGGCAGGACAAGAAGGGUUUGCCUCCGAUCAGUGUGAUCUCUCAAAGAACGCGGGACGAGGCUUUGGACACCUCCUCAUGUUCCUCCGGCGAUGCUCUCAAUGUAUGA